Messenger RNA from Lepisosteus oculatus (spotted gar), 2280 nucleotides. It is a transcript of the gene gabra5, whose product is annotated as gamma-aminobutyric acid type A receptor subunit alpha5. NCBI's taxonomy places the organism in Eukaryota, Metazoa, Chordata, Actinopteri, Semionotiformes, Lepisosteidae. Gene Ontology annotation, molecular function: GABA-A receptor activity; benzodiazepine receptor activity; GABA-gated chloride ion channel activity. Gene Ontology annotation, biological process: regulation of postsynaptic membrane potential; synaptic transmission, GABAergic; signal transduction. The record is from RefSeq and is a predicted model, not a curated record. Gene Ontology annotation, cellular component: dendrite membrane; GABA-A receptor complex; neuron projection.
UGUAGGAGUGGGUGGGGAAAUCGUUUGCGCCUUUUUUGACAGAAUGACAGAUAAUGGACCAAAUGUCCGUUUGUGUACUAUAUACUUUUGUAAGAAUCACAAGUUCUGCAGAUUUGUUGAAUUCUUGGGGAAUACUGAUGUAUUGGCAAAGCGAAAGGAACGCUAAGUAAGCAGAAAGGUCUGAGAACAGGAGAGAGAAAAAAAACUGCACACUCUGCUCCCCUGUUGUUAUCGGGGCUCUGGGAUAGAUUUUUCUUUCCUGAAAAGGACUGAGCGUCUCAUUUACCUCCCCUUGUGUUUUUAUUCUCCCCAGAGAGGUAAUUAUGGUGUGCGAAGAGAGGUGACGUCCUUCACUUUGAUUCCCGAUAUUAACAAUAGCAAUAACACAGCGACGGCUCGGAAGAGGGAAUCCCAGAAGAAACUUAAAACGGAGAUUGGAACCUCAGAGGAUCUGUGUUGGCACUUCGGUUCAAAUGGAAUUCAGCGCCGGUCGUUAAGGUUCUCCGCUAAAAAUUAAGGUAUGGACAAUGGGAUGCUCUGCUUUGUUACAAUGAAACCCCCACUGGUUUUCUUUUUGAUCAUCAGCGUGAUCUGCCGUCUUGGUUUGUCCCAGAUGGCAGCAGGAACUGUUACGGAAGAAACAAAUGACAAUAUCACCAUCUUCACCAGGAUCUUAGAUGGACUGCUGGAUGGAUAUGAUAACAGGCUUCGUCCUGGACUGGGAGAAAGGUUAACGGAGAUAAAGACAAAUAUCUAUGUUACAAGCUUUGGCCCAGUAUCGGAUACUGAAAUGGAAUAUACAAUUGAUGUUUUCUUCCGCCAAAGCUGGAAAGACGAACGCCUUAUGUUUAAUGGUCCUAUGAAAAACCUACCUUUGAAUAACCUUCUAGCCAGCAAAAUAUGGACUCCAGACACCUUCUUCCUUAAUGGCAAGAAGUCAAUUGCUCACAAUAUGACAACUCCCAACAAGCUACUCCGACUCGGGGAUGAUGGGACUCUUCUGUACACAAUGAGGUUGACAAUAUCAGCUGAGUGUCCUAUGCAGCUGGAAGAUUUCCCAAUGGAUGCACAUGCCUGCCCUCUGAAGUUUGGGAGUUAUGCUUAUCCGAUUUCGGAAGUUGUUUACACCUGGACAGAUGGAGCUGCCCAAUCGGUGGUUGUGGCUGAAGAUAGUUCAAGACUGAACCAAUACCAUCUAAUCGGACAAACAGCAGGGACUGAAGACACCUAUACAAGUCGAGGUCAAUACACUGUUAUGAUGGCACAUUUCUAUCUGAAGAGGAAAAUCGGUUACUUUGUCAUCCAAACAUAUCUGCCAUGCAUUAUGACAGUCAUUCUGUCCCAGGUUUCAUUUUGGCUGAACCGAGAAUCUGUCCCUGCCAGAACUGUCUUUGGAGUAACCACUGUCCUUACAAUGACCACACUCAGUAUUAGUGCUCGCAACUCACUACCUAAAGUUGCUUAUGCCACUGCAAUGGACUGGUUUAUAGCAGUGUGCUAUGCUUUUGUCUUUUCUGCAUUAAUUGAGUUUGCUACUGUCAACUACUUCACCAAACGAAGUUGGGCAUGGGAUGGGAAAAAAGCCCUUGAAGCAAGUCAACCUAAGAAAAAGGACCCCUUGGCACUUUCAAAGAAACCGAACAAUGCAUGUCCGACUGGAGGAGUUAGCUACACGCCAAACAUCACAAAGGAUGCUGUUCUUUCCACUAUUUCAAACAGCACGUCGGUACAGUUGAAACCUGCUGAAGUAAAGGCACCAGACCCUAAAAAAACAUACAACAGUGUCAGCAAGAUUGACAAGAUGUCGAGGAUAGUUUUCCCAGUGUUGUUUGGGACUUUCAACCUAGUAUACUGGGCCACGUACCUGAACCGAGAACCAGUUAUUAAAGGAGCCGAGACCCCUACAUAAAGUGCUUCUGUUUACAGUUCCUGAACUUCAGCCAUAUUGUACAACAACAGGAUUGCCAUAGAAAUUGAUGCCAAGCACUGAAGACUUACUCUAAUCAAGUUUGGAGAACCUUACUUGUUUUCUUAAGUUGCAUGAUCAAAGCUAUAUGGAAUAAUAUUGCCAUGUUUGCCUUGACGAUUUCUAUACUAAUAUACUAGAUUUUCUUAAAGAAUGUUGCAUUUUAUUCAACGCAGCAAGUAUUUUUAUCAUUGCAAAGUAGGAAAUAUUCUUUAAAUCACCUGUUUAACACACCCAAAUAACAUUUUGCAGUAACAGUCAUUAAAAAUGUUGGUAUGCAUUAUGUUACAAAAAUGAAAAAGAUCCAACUGCAA